GGCCCCUGCUACGCAAUCAGGCACGCAAGCACACAAAGCGCGUCGAAACAGGAAGUGGGAUCCAAAACAAACGAGCCGGGCUGUGUGGGCAGCUCUGCGGCCGGGCUCGGGAUAGGGGAGGGGGAACCUCCCAGACGGGCUGCCGUCCCGCCCCCGCCGGGCACCGAAGCCUUUGUCUGUCUCUGCUGUCCCGGACAGAAGCCUCCCUGCGCCGGGAGCCCCGUCUGCUCCGCUCCCCCCGGGCCGAGCGCGGCCUCCCCGGACCCCGGGACCAUGUCGGCCAUGGAGAAACACCUCUUCAACCUCAAAUUUGCCGCCAAGGAGCUCAGCAGGAGCGCCAAGAAGUGCGACAAGGAGGAGAAGGCCGAGAAGGCCAAGAUCAAGAAGGCCAUCCAGAAGGGCAACAUGGAGGUGGCGCGCAUCCACGCCGAGAACGCCAUCCGCCAGAAGAACCAGGGCGUCAACUUCCUGAGGCUGAGCGCCCGCGUGGACGCCGUGGCGGCCCGGGUGCAGACGGCCGUGACCAUGGGCAAAGUUACGAAGUCCCUGGCCGGGGUGGUCAAAUCCAUGGACGCGGCGCUGAGGAGCAUGAACCUGGAGAAGAUCUCGGCGCUCAUGGACAAGUUCGAGCACCAGUUCGAGACCCUGGACGUGCAGACGCAGCAGAUGGAAGACACGAUGAGCAGCACCACCACGCUGACCACGCCGCAGGGCCAGGUGGACCUGCUGCUCCAGGAGAUGGCCGAUGAGGCCGGCCUGGAUCUCAACAUGGAGCUGCCCCAGGGCCAGACGGGCUCCGUGGCUACGGUGGCCUCGGCCGAGCAGGACGAGCUGUCCCAGAGACUGGCCCGGCUGCGCGACCAAGUGUGACGCUGGCUCGCUGCGGGGCUGCGCUGGCCUCUCCCUCGGCCUUUCUGUCACACACACACACACAUCCACCCUGCUCCUGCCACACUGGAAACCUUGGGCACUGCCAGAUUGCUCGAGUGCUGGUGGUGUCAUAAGAUCUGUCCCUUUAAACAUGCAGGAAGAAGUUUUCGCUCUAUGGGAUUUUAUAGUCUGCGAUGGCGUUUGAUUUCUCCAGACGCGGUUGAGGAUCGGGGGCGGGGGUUACACUUUUUGCAGGUGGCUUUUUAACAAGACUAGCGUUUAAAUUGUAUUGAAAACGGGGCCAGAAUGUCCAGCUUUGCAUAUUGGAUUUAAAAUGAUCUGACGCCUUUAAAGUACCGCCUAGGUCUUAACGGAGUUUUAAUUCCCGCUCCCAUACCUUCUGUCCCACAUCCCCCCUCCAAAUGGGAAUUGAAUGAUAAUGGGAACGGUUGGAAUGUCUCUUUGAUUUGGUUUUUUUAGUAAAAAAAAAAACAAAAAGAAAAAGAAAAAUUCAGCUUGGGAUGUUUGUGUUAAUAUAACAUAAAGGCUACUAUUGGCUUUUACUCUCUUUUCAUUAGAUUUAGUUUAAUUAGCAAAAGCAUUUUUACCUAAUAUUCUAACUACUGUUUUGGUGCUGUAAAUUAUUUGUCUUUACCUGAAAAAAUUGCCAUGUCACUUCGUUUAUGGGAGACGUUAAGUUUACUUCUGUUUUUGUUCAUAAACUCACAGCUAUAUUUAACUUUCAUUGUCUCCGAUAUGUUGAAACAUGAAAAUUUAUAAUGAUUUCAUAGCUAGCUAAUUCUGUAGCUGUAUUUUAAAAAUAUGUUCAUUUAUGUGUAGUUCUGUCAUGUUAUUCUCAGAUCCUUUGACUGUUUUGGGAAAAUUCUGGCGUGUGUGUCUAUGUAUAAGAUACAAAUGUUAGGAUAAUGGAAUGAUACAAAUUCCAAAAUUAAAGCUAUAUUUUAAAUUCUUGGUUAAAUGCUUUUAUCCCUUUUGUCUUAAAGCAGCCACUCUUUAAUAAUUGGCAAAAUGGAAGAAAAAAAACUUGAGUUUUUUGUUUUUAAAAUGGAGCCGUAGACAAUUUUAAAUAACUUCUAGUCAGCUAAAAAUGGGAAGUGUAUGGGGUUUUUUUUUUUUUGGAAGAUUGGCUGGGUUGAGGGAGAGUCCUGUGAGAUUGGAAAGCAGAAAUAGCUGUUGAUGAUUACAGCCCAAAAGGAAAGCAGUUUGGUGCCCGGUUGUACUUUGCUUUGGCCAGUUUCUCUUAAUUGAAAUGUGUAACUUAAAAUAUAGCUGUAAUUUUUUCUAAGUUAAUAUGUAGUGGACAGUGACUUGGCAAAAUAUCAAACCAAAUGUAGGGGUCUAGGUUAAGGAAGUAUACUUUUUCUCCUUGCUGGAAGAUGUCUCCCUAAAAGAAUUCCAGUGUUUUUUCAAAUAAGGAAGUGCUAUUGCAGAGCAGAUUGCUAUAGAAAAUCUUCCUCUUGUGAGUCAUGAGAGCAUCCAAAGUGCAAUUACGGAGUUACUUGUAACACAAGGUGUUUGCCAUUUAUAGCAAUUAUUGUUAUUGACUUCCUAACAAUUGUUUAUUGACAAGAAAUGUGAAUCGAGAUUGUUUGAAUACAGCUAAAUGCUGUUAGGAAUUAAAGUUUUGUUUGUUUGUGUCUUGUUACAGGCCCCUUGACUGUCUAACGUUUCUGUUUCCUUGUGGAAAUCUUAUUUUUUUCAUACUAAAAUGGUCUGUUUCUAAUUCAGACAAUCUAGGCUACAUAGAAGAGAUUACUACAAACCAAAAUACCAAGGGAAUAUAGUUUCCUUGUUUUCCAUAGCAAGUAAUCAUAAUUAAAAAUUUAAAUCAUUGCAGAGCUUGGUUAGAAGAAACUCUGUAAGUAGGAAGGAACAAAAUUUGAACAGUAGUGAAUCAAAAAAUUAGUGGGGUUUUUUUGUGUGUUUUAUUUAGACGGAAAGGAAAGAAGAAAAAUAUAUAGACAGUUCCCUUAGGAGGGGAAGAGUUGCAUUCUUCCCUAGUCGCAGUACUUUGGCUUGGUCACACCUGGAGUAUUGUCUUCUAUCCUGGACAACAGAGGGCAGAAUUUGGGGUGAUAGUAGAAGUUAGAGAUUUAGGCUUGAUAACAUCCAAAAAAGGAAUAUGCUGCUUCCGGAAUUAAUGGGUCCUCUAUCUCCUGAGUUCGUCAAGCAGAGGCCACAGUUGUUGCAUAUGUUGGAAGGGAUUCUUGUUCAAACUCAAGUCCUUCCAACUGUUAAAUUAUGUAACUGAGUUUGGUUAAGUAGGAAUAAUUGAAUGUUGAAGAGAUCUGGGAAAACUCAGGUCAAACAGGGAAAGAGAUUUUAAAUGAAAAAAGGGAAAAAUGUGUUUUCUUUUAGAAAUAUUGCUGAAAGAAUUAAAUUUUUUGGUGGGGAGCGGUAAUGUCUCUUGCGGGGGGAGCUUGAUAAUCAUAUUAGGGAUAUUGCCAGCCUUAUGUUUUAUUUUUUUAAUUAAAAAAAAUUUUUCCCAGUUAACAUUUUCUCUCAUCUACCUCCCUCUCACUGAAGAGAAAAGAAAGAAAAUCCUUGUAUUAAUUAUGCAUAGGCAAGCAAAAAAAAAUUCCAUAUUGACCAUGUCUAAAAAUGUGUGUCUCAUCCUACAUAUUUACCAUUCUGUCAGGAAAUGGGGAGCAUUCUUCAUCAUUAAGUCCUCUGGAAUCAUUGGUUCCUUGUGUUGAUCUUAAUGUAACACUUCAUAAAUUUGCAUGUUAUCUUUCCUCAGGGGCCAUGUUUAGUAUCUUGUUACAAUGUUAGUAUAUGUACUGCUGAAGUGAGCAUAGUCCUUGUGCUUUAAAAAAAGAACAUUGGGAGUCUCUUCCCUUUGGAAAGCCUAAAACUGAGAAGAAGGAAAGGAUAUGAAGCAUACUUCUUGGAAGUGACUGUAUUGGGUGAUUGAACUGCCUUUGAAGUCUCGUGUUUUUGUUUUACGUUAUUAUCUUUGUCCUGUAUGUGCUGGUAUUAAAAACCAGUGAACAUUUA
Molecule: messenger RNA, 3888 nt
Organism: Phascolarctos cinereus (koala)
Lineage: Eukaryota; Metazoa; Chordata; Mammalia; Diprotodontia; Phascolarctidae
Product: charged multivesicular body protein 1B1-like
Biological process (GO): vacuolar transport
Source: RefSeq, a predicted model, not a curated record